AUGCUUUCCACAGGCGCUCAUGUGCCAGGUGCCUACCGGUCAAUGAUGUCUGGAUUCCAACAAAUAUACCGUAUGGAGGGCUUCACUGGAUUCUACCAAGGUUUAAUACCAGCUAUGUUCGGAGUGUGCCACGGUGCUCUGCAAUUCAUGGCUUACGAACAGCUUAAGAGGUAUCGCACACGGAUGUCUCAAGCUUCUUCCUCAGAUCGACUCCCGACACCGACCGAUACCCCUUCAACGCAGCUGAAGACCCUGAGCAAUAUGGACUAUCUCCUUCUUUCAGGAACAUCAAAAAUCUUUGCCGGCGGCGUGACGUAUCCAUACCAAGUUCUUCGAGCCCGCCUGCAAACAUACGAUGCCAGGGGGACCUAUAAGGGCGUACGGGAUGCGUUUGCACAGAUAUUACGAACGGAAGGCUUGUCUGGGUUCUAUAAAGGUCUAGGACCGAACCUGGUUCGCGUUUUGCCCAGUACGUGGGUUACUUUCCUUGUAUAUGAGAAUACAAGGGUAUAUCUUAUGGUAAACAAAUGA
Trichophyton rubrum CBS 118892 is the source of this 531-nucleotide messenger RNA. RefSeq lists its product as uncharacterized. Gene Ontology annotation, cellular component: mitochondrion. Gene Ontology annotation, molecular function: FAD transmembrane transporter activity; folic acid transmembrane transporter activity. The record is from RefSeq and is a predicted model, not a curated record. The transcript has a single exon. Bases 1 to 531 code for a protein of 176 amino acids. Lineage: Eukaryota; Fungi; Ascomycota; Eurotiomycetes; Onygenales; Arthrodermataceae. Gene Ontology annotation, biological process: folate import into mitochondrion; nucleotide transport.